AAGCUACGAUUAAUAACAAUAAAGCUUACGCGUUUUCUUAUCCCACUAAUGUCAAUGAUAUAGGUGAUGCGAAAAAAAACAGUAAUAAAAAAUCUGCCAAGCCUUUUAAAUCAUCAAAAAAAUCAAAAAAAGCAAAUUCAAAAAAAGGAAAUUCAAAAAAAAAAGGAAAUUCAAAUAAAGCAAAUUCAAAAAAUAAAUCUAACCUUGAGCCUGACCUAGUGAAUGAUACACCUACUACUACAGACUCAGUUGAUAGUGCAGAUUCAUUUACUACAGACUCAGUUGCUGAUGCAGAUUCAAUUCCUACUACUACAGACUCAGUUGCUGAUGCAGAUUCAAUUCCUACUACUACAGACUUAGUUGCUGAUGCAGAUUCAAUUCCUACUACUACAGACUCAGUUGAUUUAGUUGCUAAUCCUACAGAUUUUGUUGCAGAUUUUGUUGCUACUACAAGUUUAUUCACUACUACUAAAGCUACUAACGCUACUAACGCACAGUACCUUUUCCCUGAGAAAACCCCAACAAAAGAGGCUAAUGCAAAAUUUGGUAACCAAGAUGCGUCAACUAAUGUCGAUCAACAUAACGACAAUUUUGCCCCUGGAACUGUUGCUGGCAUCGUAGGAGCUGCUCUGCUUGCCUUUGGAUUGGUCGGAUUGUUUAUCCAUCGUAAAGUGAAUGCAGGCAAAAAAAAGGAUAUAGAAAAAGAUAUAAUGUCCAAUCCGAAUGAUGCUUUUGACAAUAAUAAUAAGCCACCUGGUUCUUCUCAAUUCAUGGAGGCAAACAACGAUGAAAAUAUAAAAGAAACUAGUUAUGACGUAUAUUCAAAUGACGUAUAUUCAAAUGAAAUGAAUAUUCCAAGUAUAGAACCACUUAGUCCACUACAAUUAUCCCCUAACAACGUUGGUUCUCAACUCCUAAAUGAAGACCCUACUUUACCCAUUAUUCCUCCACUCGUAUUUGCAAAUAAUACCAAUAAUCAUCCUCAGAAUCGAAACGCAUCCGAACAAAGUUCUCCACAACCUCCUGUCGUUUCUUCAAGGCAAUCAUUUUAUGGUGAAUCGUUGUAUUCAUCAAUUUAUACCACCAUGACUCCAUCUCUUUCCUCUCAAGAUCCAUCGCAAUCUAAAGGCUCUUUUGUGGAUUUGUCACGUUCAACAGCUUAUCCUGUUCCAUUUGUUGCUGUUUCUACUACUUCUGAUAUAAAUAAUUAUGACAAUAUUAAAGAAACUGACAGAUAUUCAAUCGAUAGUGCUAAUUUAAAUGAUGUAGAUAAUUACAUAUUGGAACCUGAACACAUAAGGCCGGAUUCAUCUCUUCUAACUGACUUGAUGAAUAGUCCUCUCGAUGAAAAAGCCGGUCAUCAAAUCACAAAUAACUCAGCAUAUGAGGAGUCAACAAAUGAUAAAUUUACUUACUUACCUACAAAUUCAAAUGAUAUGGUUUCCGAAAUAUCAUUAUCAAAUCCUGUUGUACCAACUACUUUAAGUUCUAAUAUUAAAGAUCAACCUUUUAGUGAAAAUACCAACAAUAUUCAUCAAGAUUCAGAAAAUAAAAGUAAAUUAAAUAAUGCUUACACAAAUCAGAACAUACAGAUGGAUUAUGUCCAACCCAAUCAAGGAACGAUUCAUAUCGAAACGUUAGAUCUCAAUAUUACUGACAGUACUGUGGCACCAGCUAAAGAAUCAUUGGACAUACAGAUGGACUAUAUCCAACCUAAUCAAGGAACGAUUCAUAUUGAAACGUUAGAUCUCAAUAUUACUGACAGUACUGUGGCACCAGAUAAAGAAUCAUUGGACAUUCAGUCAGAUAUAUCGAACGUAACAAAUAAUGUUUCUAUCGGUUCCGCGUUAUCAAAUAUAGAAGAUGACUUUAAUGACGUUUCAUCGCCAGAAACACCUGUCGAAAAACCAAAAAGAGCUUCUAUACAAAUAAUGAAAACCGAAAUUGUACCUGUUCAGUCUAAUAUGCAAAUUGAGAAAAUCCAAGAUAUUGUUCAAAAAAAUUCAGAAAACACGAAUGAUCCUUCAUCUGACACUGAUUCUCCUUCGCAAACAUCCGAAGCAGAUGACCCUCUAAUGAUGACUCCAGCCACAACUGUUUUUGUCAAACCUAUCCAAUCGAAAAUGAAAGUUGAAACCGUGAAUAAUGAAUCUCAAUUAACAUUAAAUAAACCUUUCAUAUCGACUCCGUCUGCUUAUAUUGCCGAACGUGCAUCUGCAUUUACACAAUCUACUCCGACAACUACAUAUAAAAAGUCAUCCAGUAAUGAAACUACAGGGAAACCUAAAAAGGGCGUAUUAAAGAAUAAAGGUGGUUCGUCUGCGCAGGUUGAUGACGGUCUGAACAAAGUAGAAUCAGAUAAUGGGGCAAAAGAGAUGAAACCACUUGUCCAAAAGAAGCCUGCUCAUAGGGAUUCAGAUCAAGAACCUAAAUCGAUCUUAAAAAACAAAAAAGCUCAGGAUAUUAAAAUAGCUAAUGAUCUUAUGCCACCGCUUAAUACUGUGGAAAAAUCAGAGACUCAAUAUCGAAGUCCAACUUUCAGCAUGUAUAAAAUGUAUGAUGAUUUACCUGGAGGUCGAAACAGCACAAUGCAACCCAAUGUGCCCGAACUGCCAUCAAGUAGACCGGACAACACUAAUUCAAAUGAAAAUGAUAAUUACGAGUCCUGUACCCAAUUCUUAUUAGAACAAGCAAAAGAGAUAGGAUUGAAAUCUAAUGUUUUUGAGUAUGUAAAAGGAAAACCAAUAGUAUUGUUGACAUGGGAAGGUCGUUAUCCGAACCUACCUUCGAUACUUUUAAAUUCCCAUACAGACGUUGUUCCCGUUUUUGAGGAAAAAUGGAGUUGUAAACCAUUUGAAGCGUGUAAGCUUGAUAAUGGAGACAUUGUAGCUAGAGGUGCUCAAGAUAUGAAAUGUGUUGGUGCAAGCUAUCUUGAAGCUAUUAGAUAUCUCAAGGAUCAGGAUCAACAACCAUGUCGAACAAUUCACCUUUCAUAUGUUCCUGAUGAAGAAAUUGGGGGAGAGGAUGGAAUGGGAUGUUUUAUUAAAUCAAAUGAUUUUAAAAAAUUAAAUGUUGGAUUUGCUUUAGACGAAGGAAUUGCAAAUCCAAAUGAUGCAUUGAGAGAACAACAAAUGGCGAUUGGUAUAAAUACAGAUGGAACAAAAUAUCAAAUUGGAGAUGUGACUACUGUUAAUCUUACAAUGUUAAAAGCUGGUGUUCAACAUAAUGUUGUUCCAGAGGAAGCUACAGCCGGUUUUGAUAUUAGGAUCACUCCAAAAGUUAAUCUCGAAUCAUUUAAAAAUAUGAUGGAAGAAUUUGUAAAUUCUGAGCCCGAUAAUAUUCCUAUUCAACCAGAAAUUUUUCCGGCUGCUACCGACUCGCGUUAUCUACGUGGCAUCGGAAUUCCGGCAUUAGGUGUUUCCUACAUCAGAAAUACUCCAAUUUUGCUACACGAUCAUGACGAACGUAUAAAUGAGAACUUGUUUCUUGAAGGUAUCGAAUUCUAUAAAGAUUUAAUUAACCACUUGGCAAAUAUCCAGGAGUCUUAA
Messenger RNA from Racocetra fulgida, 3548 nucleotides. The record is from the annotation of a GenBank genome assembly. Lineage: Eukaryota; Fungi; Glomeromycota; Glomeromycetes; Diversisporales; Gigasporaceae.